UCUGUGGGAAGGAAUUGCAGUGUUACAGCAUGUAUCCUUUCUGCUCUGCAAAAACUUCUCCUGUGUGAGCUGCGUCAUGUUCCACUGCUGUGAUCAGACAGCGCUACUAAAAUAUUUCAUGAAAUAUGGCUUGAGCAGGUGCUUGAGCUCAAAGAGUGAGCUGGUGAAUACUUCUGCUUCCCUCCCCAAGUCAGGCUUCUUUGCAAAUAUCUGGUAGAGGGGGUUGCUGCUGUGAUUGCGCUGCCAUGGCUUGUGUGGCUUCUUCCCUCCUACCAGUACUGUGAAAGAUAAGGUCUUCCUUGCUUGGUUUGUUUAGUGAUUACUGGAUUGAUGAAAUGUUCAACAUGCUUAAUUUUUCCCUUCCUAAAUAAGAGAAGAGGUUUCAAACAAGAGAUUAAACUAUUUACUUGACACUUUGGCUAUAAAUGCUUACAGAAGUGUUUUUUACUGUUAGUUUGAAAAUCUGACACUACUUUAAACUCCUAAAGAUGCAUCCAAAAACAUCUGUGGGUUCCUGUGUAUGUUAAAGGUAGUGGCAGCUGCUGUCUUGGAAGUGAGAUCUUCAUUCCUCUAUUAAUGAGAUUAAAUUGGAUACUUAAGGGAGUUUUCUGACAAAAUAAUAACUUCCAUGAUGUAAUGGGUGGGAUCAGUGGAACAACUUAUUUUAGUUAGCUAUUUGUUGUAGUGUCAGAGGCCGGUUUACAUGGGUUGGCUUGUGCAUCUCUGAGCAAGUAAAUGAUAGCAGUUCUUGUGUUCAAUAAUGUAUGACUGAGGCAUCUCCAGCAAAAAGAAAAUGUGUGGUUCUACAGAUAAACCCUCCUGUCUAACUGUGGAUUAACUCCUGCAGGAGUCUGCUGCUCUCUAGGAGUCUGUUGCUGAGAAAGGAAUGAGCAAUAUCUGUAUCUGCUGACGUGAUCUUGCUUGGAUGCUGUGGGGACUGCCUGCAGUUGAGGGCAAUCCUCUCCCUCCAAGCUGAAAUGUGCCUGAAAAAUUCAGUCUGUUUUAAAUACAGUUGUAUUGUGCUGCCUUGCACUCACAAGGGAGGUUGUCCUCUGCUGGAAGGUGUCCUUAGUUAUGAGAAGGUGGCAGGAACACUGACUGACAGCUGGUGAACCUGCUGCUCCUUCAGUGUCAUGUUACAACAAAACUCAUGAAGUGCAACUUUGUUCACGUGCCUUUUUAGUGGGGUGACACAAGUGGAAUAUUUUCGUGGCUUCCAGUGAAGCGUGGUGUAACUCUGACUGAAACAAUGCACAUGUUUGUAUGUCUAAGUGCAUGCGACCUUAAGUUUUCACACUGAAGCAAGUGUGGAGCCUAUUUGAGCUGUCUGAAGUAACUGCCUUGAUUCCUCCAGGUGGAAAUACAGCCUCUGAGAGAGCAAGCUGAAGUUGGAUCUGUCUCACAGGGCUGUAACCUCCAAGGUUAAUUACCUUUAAGCUCACUCCAGUCCUGGAUUCUCUGGCAGCUGGAAAGUUAAGACUUGAUUAAUCAGCCACUCGAUGGGGAUUAACAGUGGAGCACCUCUUUGUGUCGCCUUUCCACCUCUGUGUAGCACGAAUAACAACUUCAGCACUUCUUCAAUAAUAAUUAUGAAACUGGUAUUAACUGAAUGGCAAUUAUGGAUUUUUAACUCUAACUCACAGUAAACCAGCAAGCCAUAUGUUGAAAUUCCUACCAAAUAGCUUUUCAUUCUUAAUGUCUCAUAUGUAUACAAGAAGUUGCAAGAUUACCUGUUUGUACAAGAGGAAUAAAAGCAUUGCUUGCCUGAGGAACAGAAGCUGAAAGAGAAGACGCCCUAACUUGUUUGUGGAGUUAUGGUAGUAUUAUUUAUAGAGCUAUAACAAAUAUAUAUAUAUUUUUAUGGUAAUGAAAAUGGCUCCUCAGAAUGCUGACUCGGAAUCUAUGCAAGUUCAAGAUUUACCUGUGGCACAGCUUCAGAAACCAGAAAACAAGGAGAAUGAAAGUAGGGAGGAGACCAUUAGUGAAGGAUCCAUAGACCGGAUACCGAUACGCCUGUGGGUGAUGCAUGGUGCAGUAAUGUUUGGCAGAGAAUUUUGUUAUGCCAUGGAGACAGCUUUGGUAACACCUGUAUUGUUACAAAUUGGUCUUCCUGAACAGUACUACAGCCUCACUUGGUUCCUCAGCCCUAUCCUGGGCUUGAUCUUCACUCCACUCAUAGGUUCAGCCAGUGACCGCUGCACGCUGAGCUGGGGCCGCCGGCGGCCUUUUAUCCUUGCUCUCUGCAUUGGUGUCCUCUUUGGAGUUGCACUUUUCCUUAAUGGCUCUGUGAUAGGUCUGGCUAUUGGUGAUGUCCCGGGCAAGCAGCCCAUUGGAAUAGUUCUCACAGUGCUUGGGGUUGUGGUGUUGGACUUCUGCGCCGAUGCAACUGAAGGGCCAAUUCGGGCCUACUUGUUGGAUGUGGUGGAUAGUGAAGAGCAAGACAUGGCCCUGAACAUCCAUGCAUUUUCAGCUGGUCUUGGAGGAGCGAUUGGUUAUAUGUUAGGAGGGCUGGACUGGACACAGACCUUCUUGGGUAGCAUUUUUAAAUCUCAAGAGCAAGUCCUUUUUUUCUUUGCAGCCAUUAUUUUCUCUGUCUCCGUUGCUCUCCACCUUUUUAGCAUUGAAGAAGAGCAAUAUAACCCUCAGCAGGACAGGAUUGAUGAUGAAGGAGACACACUUUCCAGUGCCAAAUUCAGUGGCAGUCUCCCUCCUUUGAAUCGGCUGAAUGUAAUUGGUGAAGAAGAGCCAUAUGGAACUUCCAUGUUCCAUGAUGAGGUUCAGUCAGAGCAUGACCUCAAUAUGGAGUUCCUUGAGGUGAACAUUGUGAGAAGCAAGAGUGACUCAGUUCUGCACAUGCCCGACGCCACGCUGGAAAUUGAAUCGGAGCUGCUUUUCCUGCAUGAUAUCGAACCCUCCAUUUUUCAGGAUGCUUCAUAUCCAAACACUCCUCACAACACGAGUCAGGAGAUCAUGAAGUCCAAACUCAACCACCUGUCUGCUUUCCUCAGGGAGAAUGAGAAGGAGGAGGAAAUGUUGCUUGAUAAUCGUUUAAAUGAAGAUAAAGUCCCAAACAUCAACGGCUCCCUACCAAAAGAGUUCCUCAACGGACACGCCAGAAUAGGCAUGAAGCAAUCCAGCACUUCCAACUCCAUGCGGCGGCGGAGGCACAUGUUCUACCGGCAGCCGUCCUACACCUUCUCGUACUACGGCAAGAUCGGCUCCCACCGGUACCGCUUCCGCCGGGCCAACGCCAUCGUCCUGAUCAAGUCCUCGCGCAGCAUGAACGACAUCUACGACAUGCAGAAGCGGCAGCGACAGCGCUGCCGGCACCGCAACCAGAGCGGCACGACCAACUCCAGCGGGGACACGGAGAGCGAAGAGGGCGAGACCGAAACCACUGUCAGACUCUUGUGGUUGUCGAUGCUGAAGAUGCCCAAGGAACUGCUGAGGCUGUGCGUCUGCCACCUCCUGACUUGGUUUUCCAUCAUUGCUGAAGCUGUGUUCUAUACGGAUUUCAUGGGACAGGUCAUCUUCCAGGGUGAUCCAGAGGCCCCUUCGAACUCAACUGAGCUGCAUGCCUACAAUGCUGGAGUUCAGAUGGGAUGCUGGGGGCUGGUGAUUUAUGCUGCUACUGCUGCCGUUUGUUCAGCCUUGUUGCAGAAAUACUUGGACAACUACGACCUUAGCAUAAAAGUGAUCUACAUCCUGGGCACGCUGGGUUUUUCCCUUGGCACUGCAGUGAUGGCCAUGUUCCCCAACGUGUACGUCACCAUGAUAAUGAUCAGCACGAUGGGAAUAGUCUCCAUGAGCAUCUCCUACUGCCCCUAUGCGCUUUUGGGACAAUACCAUGAGAUAAAACAGUACAUUCACCACAGCCCUGGAAACUCGAAGCGAGGGUUCGGCAUCGACUGCGCCAUCCUGUCGUGUCAGGUUUACAUCUCCCAGAUCCUGGUGGCCUCCGCGCUCGGCGGCGUGGUGGACGUGGUCGGCACGGUCAGAGUCAUCCCCAUGGUGGCUUCGGUGGGAUCUUUCCUGGGUUUUUUGACAGCGACUUUCUUGGUGAUUUACCCUGAAGUCAACGAAGAGCCAAAGGAAGAGCAGAAGCGGCUGGGUCCUCCAGAGACAGCUGAGGGCAGUGGCGCGGGCGCGGAGAAGCCGACAGUGCUGAAGCUGACGCGCAAAGGAGCCGUCACAGCGGAGCCAGAGGGCGAGUCAGCCGUGUGAGGCUGCCAGCGCUUGUUCACCCACAUUCCAAGGAGUGCAGGUGCAGGAUCAAGAACUUUUGUUGUGGUUUUCUUUCUUUUUUUCCAGGAAAGCAAAUUAGGACUUUCACUACUUGUAGCUAAAAUUUGCGGAAGAAAAGGCAUUUUCGUGCAAAAAUGUAAAUUAAAUUCGGUAGUCCUUCCUCUAGGUUUGAGCAGGUUGCUCUGAUGCUAAUUGCUUUCUCUGCAACUUAGAAAUGUCAUUUCUGAACACUUUUUUUAUUAAGAAUACAUUUAGAUUUCAAAUAAGUUUUAUUAAUCUGCAUGAGACUCACAGUGUAUACAAUUAGCAGUUAGAAAAAUUAAGUUUUCAGCUGUUUUUAAACUAACAGAAAACGGAAGCUAUCUUGAUCUAUAGUCUCUUGCCAUUUUUUUGUCUGAACAUUUCAGAUUUCACUAGCAUAAUAACUGAAUCAAAUGCUUAGACAUCAAUUGAUAUUUUUUCACAAGCAUGAUAAUUACUGGUCUGACAGCUACAUUAAUUUUAGACUUCAUGUUUUUGUUAGUGCAAUUACUGCAGAAUCCUUUUAUUUGCAAUUAUUUUCAAG
Messenger RNA from Hirundo rustica (Barn swallow), 4810 nucleotides. RefSeq names its product solute carrier family 45 member 4 (gene SLC45A4). Gene Ontology annotation, cellular component: membrane. NCBI's taxonomy places the organism in Eukaryota, Metazoa, Chordata, Aves, Passeriformes, Hirundinidae. Gene Ontology annotation, molecular function: sucrose:proton symporter activity. The record is from RefSeq and is a predicted model, not a curated record. The transcript is spliced from 8 exons. Bases 1861 to 4224 code for a protein of 787 amino acids. Gene Ontology annotation, biological process: transmembrane transport.